Synchiropus splendidus (mandarinfish) is the source of this 1352-nucleotide messenger RNA. RefSeq names its product mitochondrial E3 ubiquitin protein ligase 1b (gene mul1). Gene Ontology annotation, molecular function: ubiquitin-protein transferase activity. Gene Ontology annotation, cellular component: mitochondrion. The transcript has 5 exons. NCBI's taxonomy places the organism in Eukaryota, Metazoa, Chordata, Actinopteri, Syngnathiformes, Callionymidae. The record is from RefSeq and is a predicted model, not a curated record. Bases 107 to 1165 code for a protein of 352 amino acids. Gene Ontology annotation, biological process: protein ubiquitination; organelle organization.
GAGAGAAGGUAACUGCAGCUGAAUAUGUUUGUUGACAUUCAGUCGUCGUUGGAUGUUUGCGGAGUGUGAAUCGUUUUUCAGAGUCCCUGACUGAAGCUGGUGCAGGAUGGACUCCAGUGGGAAACCCUCCACGGUCCAGAUUGUAGUUCUAGCCACCAGCUCGGCUCUGACAGCUCUGUUCUACUCCAUCUAUCGCAACAGAGUGACAGCAGUCACCAGGUUAAAGGAAGCUAAGAAAGUCUCCAUUGACCAGGACUUGAAGAACUUGCUUUCUGAAACUCCAGGAAGAUGUGUCCCCUACGCUGUCAUAGAAGGUGUGGUGCGAUCCGUGAAGGAAACGCUCAGCAGUCAGUUUGUGGAUAACUGCAAGGCCGUGAUCGAGAGACUGACGCUGAAGGAGGAGAAGAUGGUGUGGAAUCGCACUACUCACAUAUGGAACAGCACGGAGAAAGUCAUCCACCAGCGCACCAACACAGUCCCCUUUGGGCUUGGGUCACAUGACGAAGGCAUCGACACCACAGUCCGGAUUAUUCGACCACUCGAGGCCGCGGAAUUGAACCUUGAGACCACCUACGAGAACUUCCAUCCCACCGUCCAGUCCUUGUCCAGCGUCAUCGGCCACUUCAUCAGCGGCGAGCGACCCAAAGGCAUCCAUGAGACAGAAGAGAUGCUGCGAGUGGGCGACAGCGUCACCGGCGUGGGCGAGCUGGUCCUCGACAACAACCUUGUCAAGCUGCAGCCUCCCAAGCAGGGAUUCACCUACUUUCUGACCCGCUCUGACUUUGAGUGCCUGCUGAAGAAGCAGAGCAACAGCGUGAGACUGUGGCGGAUCCUGACGGCCGUCUGUGGCCUGGCGGCGUGCUCCAUGUUGUUUUUCAUUCUGUGGAAGCAGUACAAACUCCGAAGACAGCGGCAGAAGGAGCAGAGCGCGAUGGAAGAGUUCAAGGAGCAGCAGAAGAAGCGCAUGAAGGAGCUGAACUUGGAGGAGAGCAGUGUGUCGGCCAACAGCUGCAGCGUCUGCUUCAGCCGCCAGCGCUCCUGCGUCUUCCUGGAGUGCAGUCAUGUCUGCACCUGUACGCCGUGCUACGACCUGCUGCCUGAGCCAAAGAAGUGCCCCAUCUGCCGGGCCAACAUCGACCGCGUGGUGCAGCUCUACAUGAGCUGAUCGCACUGCUGCGAGGAGCUGAGACUCGCUGCUACAAAUGUGAUCAUGUGAGAGACUCAGUCACGUAAAGCUGACGAAUAAAUUCACAACUAUAGGAGGAUGUUGUGGUGUGUGAGUAUACAGAUUUAAAUAUUUAUCUGAGUCCUAAUGCACAAACGUAUCAGAAACUAUCCGCAAUUGUUCUGUU